AUGUCUGGAACAAGGCGCUCAAUUCGUGUUGCAAAUGUCAGUGGCGCGUUCGGUGACUGGCCCUUGGCUCUGUGGACCCUGAAAAAGGCUACGUACGAUGCGGGUUUUCUUCGCCAGCUAGACCGCGAGACCGCUGACAUCGUGGCCGCCAAUGGCAUCAAAAUUAUCCACGACGGUGGAACAUUCAACCUAGCAGGGCUCGCAGCGCAAUAUCGGCAGCUGCUUGAGUCGUAUGGAAUCACCAGCCUCAAGGUUGCAUACGUCGAGGGAGAUAAUGUCCUGAGUCUGCUAGACACGCUGAAGUCGCCCAGCUCUGCUCCGCACCUUGAUAUCAAGGGCCGUGACUUGUCACACAUCACCAAACCCAUAGUCAGCGCCAACGCCUUUUUGGGCAUGUCGGGCAUCAUUGAGGCGCCGACAUUAUCAUUUCCGGAAGAUCCUCUGACGCUAGCCCUGCGAUGGCUAGCAGGAUCACUACUUGCUGGCCGUGCAGCAGAUUUUAUCGAGUGUGGUUGCUAUGCCACUGGCGGCAACUUCUCUGGCUUCAAGUCUAUUCCUAAAAUCUGGAACCAGGGUUUCCCAGUACUAGCAGAAAUCAAGGCAAGCGGAGACUUUGAAAUCACACCUCACGACGGAGCGCGUGGCCUGCUCGUAUACGAGAUUCAAGGUUCCUUCUACCUGAACCCUGAUGUCGUUGCCGACAUCACCGAUAUCCAAAUAUCGCACAGUAGCAAGAACAGGGUCUCUGUCACUGGCUUUACGGGCGCUCCCCCACCACCCACGACGAAGCUCGCCGUCUGCAUGCAAGGCGGCUUCCAAAUCGAGUACUACCUUUUUGCCACGGGGCUCGAAAUUGUAGAGAAGCUCGCCGACCUUUAG
Messenger RNA from Bipolaris maydis ATCC 48331, 879 nucleotides. RefSeq lists its product as uncharacterized. NCBI's taxonomy places the organism in Eukaryota, Fungi, Ascomycota, Dothideomycetes, Pleosporales, Pleosporaceae. The record is from RefSeq and is a predicted model, not a curated record.